Messenger RNA from Olea europaea var. sylvestris, 330 nucleotides. RefSeq names its product DNA-3-methyladenine glycosylase 1-like. Bases 1 to 330 code for a protein of 109 amino acids. The record is from RefSeq and is a predicted model, not a curated record. Gene Ontology annotation, molecular function: alkylated DNA binding; DNA-7-methylguanine glycosylase activity; DNA-3-methyladenine glycosylase activity. Gene Ontology annotation, biological process: base-excision repair, AP site formation; DNA alkylation repair; base-excision repair. The transcript has 2 exons. NCBI's taxonomy places the organism in Eukaryota, Viridiplantae, Streptophyta, Magnoliopsida, Lamiales, Oleaceae. Gene Ontology annotation, cellular component: nucleus; protein-DNA complex.
AUGCAGAAGGAGACAAAGAGGAUACGCUUCGAGCAAAUUGGGAUUUCUGGGCGCAAGGCUAGCUAUUUGUAUGACCUUGCUAAUAAGUAUAAUUCCGGGAUUUUGAUGGAUGAAUCAGUGGUGAAAAUGGAUGACAGAUCAUUGUUCACAAUGCUCUCGAUGGUGAAGGGGAUAGGUUCCUGGUCAGUCCACAUGUUUAUGAUAUUCUCGCUGCGUCGACCAGAUGUGUUGCCUGUGAGUGAUUUAGGGGUUAGGAAAGGUGUGCAGUUGUUGUAUAGUUUGGAGGAUUUGCCUAGGCCAUCACAGAUGAAGCGGUUGUGUGAGAAGUAG